Molecule: messenger RNA, 780 nt
Organism: Symbiodinium necroappetens
Lineage: Eukaryota; Dinophyceae; Suessiales; Symbiodiniaceae
Source: the annotation of a GenBank genome assembly
AUGUUCUGGUUUGAUCUUUUCCUGCUGACGGCGGCGCUCUACUAUCUGGACAUUGCGCUGGAUUUCAAGCAACUUCGUUUAUUCUGGCAGAAGGGCCUUUUUGGCUACCUCGUGCUCAACGUCGCAGGGAUGGCACUCCCUCCCGUGUUCACAGCACUGGAGGCGAUCCAUUUCCUCGAUCGGCCCUCGCCAGAGCAGGAUCAGCUCAAGAAGAUGCUCGCGCCGAAGAUGCUGGUGCCAGCCAUGCUGCUGGCCAUCCUGUCACAAACGCACGUGGAACCGACCAACUUCCUGGUUUCUGCCCUGGGCCAAAUUACGCAGAUCGAGGAGCUCGAGCUUUCCGGCGCCCAGCUAGACAGCAUGAAGCUGUCGGUCCUCGUGUCAUGCUUCAGCCUUGGCCUGGGCUUCGCGAGCCGAGACAAGGCCGACUCGGCCGUUGUGCACCUUCCAGGAAAAGUCGGCUGGGGCCCGACCAUGGUUGGACUGGUGCUGGCGAGGUCGCUCGAGGUCUUCAGCCGCAUUCUGGCCUAUAACAUUCUGCAAGCAUCCCUGCGGGGCUAUCCGCUGCUGCAACUCGCUGGCCUUGAAGCAGUUGGACUCGCUUUCCUCGCAGCAUGCUUGGCCUUCCCCGACGCCUCCUGGGCCGACGCGGCGGCCGCCGUGAUCGCCCAUCCUGGGCAGAUCCUGGAGCCGACUUCCCUGGUGAAGUUGCGGCUUCUCGGCGGUCGACUGCGGGUAGAAUUCGAGCUGGGGGAGGGUGGGAUGCGGAGAGAUGCAGAG